Molecule: messenger RNA, 2287 nt
Organism: Echinops telfairi (small Madagascar hedgehog)
Lineage: Eukaryota; Metazoa; Chordata; Mammalia; Afrosoricida; Tenrecidae
Gene: CPOX
Product: coproporphyrinogen oxidase
Exons: 7
Cellular component (GO): mitochondrial intermembrane space; cytoplasm
Molecular function (GO): coproporphyrinogen oxidase activity
Source: RefSeq, a predicted model, not a curated record
CUGGCCCGCCGCUGCAGCUGCUUCAUGGCCGCGCCCGUGACCGACCUGCGCGAGCUGCGGCGGCGGCCAGGUGACAUGAAGACCAAGAUGGAGCUGUUGAUCUUGGAGACCCAGGCCCAGGUGUGCCAGGCGCUGGCACAAGUCGACGGAGGCGCCAACUUCUCGGUGGACCGGUGGGAGAGGAAGGAAGGAGGCGGUGGCAUAAGCUGUGUGCUUCAAGACGGCCGGGUUUUUGAGAAGGCGGGAGUGAGCGUUUCUGUGGUCCAUGGAAAUCUUUCUGAGGAAGCCUCAAGACAGAUGAGAAGCAGAGGGAAAGUCCUGAAGGCUAAAGAUGGUAAAUUGCCAUUUUUUGCGAUGGGUGUGAGCUCUGUGAUCCAUCCUAAGAAUCCUCAUGCUCCCACGAUCCACUUCAACUACAGAUACUUUGAAGUGGAAGAAGCAGACGGUAGCAAGCAGUGGUGGUUUGGUGGUGGAUGUGACCUGACUCCAACGUACUUGAACCAAGACGAUGCUGUCCAUUUUCACAGGACUCUGAAGGAAGCAUGUGACCCGCACGGGCCAGAGCUCUACCCCAAAUUUAAAAAGUGGUGUGAUGAUUACUUCUUUAUAGCCCACCGCGGAGAGCGGAGGGGCAUCGGCGGGAUCUUCUUCGACGACCUGGACUCCCCCUCCGAGGAAGAGGUGUUCCGCUUUGUGCAGAGCUGUGCCAAGGCUGUCGUCCCGUCCUACAUCCCCAUCGUGAAGAAGCACUGCGAGGACGCAUUCACGCCCCAGGAAAAGCUGUGGCAGCAGCUCCGGAGAGGCCGAUAUGUGGAGUUUAACCUGCUCUAUGAUCGGGGCACAAAGUUCGGGCUCUUCACUCCAGGAUCCAGGAUCGAGAGCAUCCUGAUGUCGUUACCUCUGACCGCCCGGUGGGAAUACAUGCAUUCACCCCCAGAGGACUCCAGAGAAGCUGAGAUUCUGGAAGUUCUGCGCCAGCCACGGGACUGGGUGCAUUGACGCAGAGCAGUUGUGCUGGGCCUGGGGGACACACCGGGUGUGCCCUCACUCUUUGCAACAACGGGACCAGAAUGUAGCAGUCUGUGACUUGUGCCUUAGUGUUUCUCAGUCUUCCACCUCCUUGUAAAAUGUGUUUAAAACACCACAACUUCCUGUUAGACACUGCAAGUGUUGUGCUGUAAUAGGGCCGCUUGUUCCUUCGAGCCAUUUAGCUUAUAUAGAAAUGAAAUACUUUAAAAAUAAUUUUAUAUGACUAGCUUUGAAAAUAGGGCACUGAAUUGAUAGAUACCGUGUAAAGGGAAUCUACAUAUUAUGGUUUACAUCACAAAGCUUCUCAUAUUACCUUUUGUUUCCUAUGUUUUUUAAAGUUUCAUUUUUUACCACGGAAACCUCUUAUCGUGGGACAAGUUUUGUUUUCAUUAAUUCAGUGAAAUGGACUUUCUGGUCAUUUUAGCAAGUAGCUUGAAACUGAGGUUCAAGUCUUAGCUUGUUGUUUCUGAAGUUUCUUGACUUAUAAUGUUUAUAUUUUAUAUAACUUGAGACCAUAAUUUAAAAAUAUUCCUUUUUAUUACUAUAUGUAAUUCGGAAAACUUGAUAUUUUCUUACUUGCUGCUUGUGGUACAGUCCAGUGAUUAUUUGUAGUUGUUAACUUCUAUAAUGGUAUUAUUGGUAUUCAAAUAAGGAUGUCUAAAUUGUCAUUUUGAAUUUUGUAGACCUGUAAUUUGCUAAUAUUGGGAUUCUCUGGACUAUUGAAACUUAUAUCCCUGGAUUCUGAUACUUACAUUUUUUUGGUUGUAGAGUUUUACAUGGAAACUUAGCCAAGAAUUAUGCAAGCAGCAUUGUGAAUUUAGGGAAGUUUCUCAUUUUGGGAAUGAGUGGAGAAAUGCUUUUGUUUUCUUGUAGCAGCUAUUAUAACUAAUUUGAAAAACAUGUAUAGGCAUGUUAUAAUAGAUAUUGUUUUGGUAAUAUGGAGUAGCUGAAAUUACCAUUUUUUUCAAAAUGAAAUUUGUAUAAAAAGAGAUUCUUACCGUUACUCAUAAGAGAAAAUUCCAACAGAAUUUAUAAUAUGAGGAGUAUUUAUGCAAUUAUGUGAAUGUAUUGUUUUCAGUCAUGCGAGUUGAAGUCUGUAAGGAAAAUACCUUCUAGUUAUUAGGAAUUAUUUUAGAAGAUGGUGAAAAUAUGCUAGUGUGUGACUCCUUAGGGACUAGAAAAAUGUAUGAGAUUCACUAUACUUUAAUACUUCAACUGUUUUACAAGAAUCCACUAAUAAAUUUUAUUAGAAAAAAGA